AUGAAUGAGCGCAGAGAGCAUCCUAAAUCCAAGUACACGGCUAGCACCACCCUACCGGUGGACUCGUUAGAAUUGCAAAGACAACCUGCCAAAGUGAAGGCCGAGGAUGUUAACUUCAACAAGAGUUCGCCCAAACGAGCCGGCAGACGCCGGUCUUCAUUGGAGCGUGCUCUGGCAAGAGACGCUCGUCAACUCAAGACCAAAUUUAACGAAAAGCACUGGUUUGGUGGUGGCAGCGACAAAGGCGAUACUGGCAUCGUCAAGAAGAAUUCUGGGACCGAGCGUCAGCCGGUCGUCGGAUCGCAGAACACUACCAAUGCAGAAGUUUCGCCUCUGCAGCCCACCUCUCAGGUAGGCGUCAUUAAGACAGGGGAAACUGCGGGGACUGGUGCACUAGACAAGGACAAGGUCCAAACAUCAGUCACAGACGCUUCUGAAGCUGGAGGAAUAGUCCCAAUCACCGCGGUAAGCGCUGAUAAGGGUGGCCAUGCCAAAGCAUCGAGUCCAGUCACUAAAGUUAUUGCGGAUAAGGGCGACCGAGACAGGACGUCAAGUCCAGAGAAUCUGAAAGACGUGACAAUUCCAGGGUCGUAUUCUGACGGUACCACAGAAAAGUACUCUACGCCCAAAGGCGACUACUUUUUUAAAAGGGACGAAGCGGCUGCGCCGAAGAUGAUGGAGUCCUUGGAUCCGCAUGACAAACCAGCUGCUUUGCAUACCGCAUCUGCUCCCCAAGCGGGCGGUAUGCAAGAAACGAAGCCAGCAAAACCAUUUGAACGGUUGGAAGCCCAUGACAAUGAAAUUAAUCCUCCUGGACCCAGAAAGGCCAGUUUGACUCAGGAUGAGGAAGAAGGUUAUGAGGAGUAUAUGCCCUACGGGCAAGGAUCUGAAGACCCCGGCGCCACUUGGAAUGCAAAGAGGGCUGAGCAACGUCGUAAAUCGAGCGGCGAUUCAGCGUCAUCCAACAUGGAUCCCGAGAGUUCUCCAGAGAGCCCUCGCAACAGGUCCAGAAGCUUCAGUUUGGGUAGCGCAGGCGCGUUUGAGGGACUCAAGAGAAGAAUCUCCAGAGGGUUUUCACAUUCCUCUAAUAACGACGAAGAAGGGCUACCUGAAGAUGACGGCGUGGUGGUCCACAAAGAUAGCAGUGUUGUCAUUCACCCCGAGGGCUAUGCCGUGGUCGAACCCAGAAAUGACUCUGAAGGUCGGUCGUUCUUCUACAAUUUUAAAGACGCGUUGGACUCUGUUCACGUCAAGAACAGAGGGGAGCAUCCCGUGAGAGACAGGUACGGGAGAGUUCCUCAACCCUCGUCUCGUCGCGGCAGCACUAAAGACAUGUCUGACACGGAGCGUAAGAACUCGAGGAAAAGCAGCGUGGCGGAGAGUGGAACAGGCAGACGCAAGAGCAGCGUGGCCGAAAGCGGAUCAGACAGACGCAAGAGCAGCAAUGCAGAUGGGAGUUCGGGCAGACGCAAGAGCAGUGUGGGUAUAAGCGAUGCCGAAGCUUUCAGAUCUCUGUGUGCGAAGCCCAACCCUAACCAGAACGUCAACACCCCCAUUGUGCCUGUAUCAGAGGAGAGCGGGUCGUAUGCCAAGCAAUUUGGCGAGGGAAAAAGCAUGAUUGAGGGCAAUAUGACCACGUAUGGGGCUGCAGCUGCGCGUAAAAAGAGUGGUGGCGCCGAACUGGAAGGAAUGGCUCCUCAAGGUUAUGUGACGCAAGGAUACGAAGGCGUGCGCAACGUUUCGGUGGGGUCAGCACAGCACGCUGAAGACAUGCACAACUUGGCGGCGGCAGCAGCCUCCGCAGCAACAGCUAAACGUGUAAUUUCUGGACCUCAGGCUGUUCCAAGAAGUAUGACUGCUGAAGAAAUGCAGCAGGUGAAGGCCGAGACGCGCCGGGAAGUCGGACAACAGGAGAAACUUGCACCAAAAGUUCAAGGUAUUCAACCUACCAAAGAACGGGCCAUUUGA
Messenger RNA from Lachancea mirantina, 1968 nucleotides. The record is from the annotation of a GenBank genome assembly. NCBI's taxonomy places the organism in Eukaryota, Fungi, Ascomycota, Saccharomycetes, Saccharomycetales, Saccharomycetaceae.